Molecule: messenger RNA, 2295 nt
Organism: Porites evermanni
Lineage: Eukaryota; Metazoa; Cnidaria; Anthozoa; Scleractinia; Poritidae
Source: the annotation of a GenBank genome assembly
AUGGCGGCGUUAUUUACUUGUACCUUAUUUCUGGUUACAAGUCUGCCUAAAGCGUCCCCUGUUCUGGUUGAACAGAAAAGCGCUGUUAGCCGUCAAUACAAAGAAUUCCUCUCUUAUGCCAAGUUCAUAAAGCAUUCAAACCAUUCCUUAAGAGCUGUCGAAAAAAUUGCUUCGUUUUUUGUCGAGAAACAGUCGGAGUGCCCUUUCAGCUGUGUCAAUGAACCGAGGUGUUAUUCAUGCAACACAGCCUCAUAUCCAGACUUAGCAGGCUCUUAUUUGUGUGAACUAUUGGCCACUGACAAAUACAGAGCUGAAACAAAGUUCCAACCCAAUUCGUCAUUUCAUCAUUACAGCCUUGGGGUAAGUGUAGUUGCAACUACUCGGUUCAGUUUUUUUUUUCCUGUAUUUGUAAAUUUUAACUACAAGAGAGCUCCUACGCCGGACUCAAACUAGCAGAGGUGAAUCAUAUUAGUUUAAUAACUGACUAUUCAGUUUUGGUACUGCCAACAAGCGUCCAGUCGGUUCUCUCUUUUAUAUUUACUUUUCCUGAUAAAUAAAAUAUCAACUUCAUUAUAAAACGGCAGAUUUUAGUCAAAGGCCUUGAUCUAGUUUCUAUUUUUGUGUUUUGGCAGUCGAAAGGACAUAGUGCGAUGCCCCCCGGAUGCCCCAAAGGCCCAUGUCUAGUUGUGGGUGAUUAACUAUGUUCGAUAGGCCUUAGGACCGAACUCAAUAAUUAAAAAAAAUUAAUUAUGGUAUAUGUUUUUUUUCUCCUAAAUUUUAAAUGUGCCAGCGUUUCAAAAUUCUGUUUAGGUUUUGUUUCUGCUUAUUAGGUCUCAUUUUAUUCAGGACCCUUGUCAAGAAGAACGUUGUGGAAACAAUGGUGACUGUAUUCCUGACUUUGAAAACUAUUUUUAUAGCUGUGAUUGUCAUCCGGGGUUUGCAGGGAAGCACUGCGAGCGAAGAGGUGCGUCAGUCACACCAGUUUGAACAUAUAGAUUGAAUAAUUAAUGCCGAUUCCUCGUCUAAAUCCAAAGCUUCCAGUUAAAUCUAACAACACUGUUGAAAUACAUACUGACAUAAUAAAUAGAUUGAGCACUGGAUAAAAGCGAAUCAAGCCUCCGUUUACAUACUUAAAAUAAGUACGGUUGACUACCCAUGGGCAAAUGGCUGUUGCCCACGGGGAGACAAAAUUUCGCGUGCGACUGUUUUUCUCUAGGAGAAAUUGCCAGAAAUAUCCAUGAAAACUUCCGAAGGAAGCUUUUUCGGCUCAAGUAAUCACGAGAAAGUGAAAUGUAUUUGAAAAGUAAGAGUAACAAUUCCAACUAAUAAUUUCAAACACUGGAUUCUGGAUUCUUUGUCAAUGGAACUUGGAUUCCGGAUUCCACGAGCAAAAUUUUUCCCGGAUUUCGGAAUCCAGAUUCCCUUACAUAGGACGAAUGUUUCCUGUGGUCUAGCUAUUAUCGUUAAGUUUUUAGAGACAGCUGUAUACGACUGGCCAUUGGCAGACUAACUGUAUAUGGUGAUUAUUGUUGGUUUGAUCGUUUGUUUGUUUGGUUGUUGUUGUUAUUGUUUUUUCACACUUUCUGUUCUAGGAGAAAACCUGCUCAUCAAUAUGCUCAGGACUUAACGCAAAGCUAAUUGUCCUAUUAUGUAUUUCUCUUUCCCAUUUAGGUAAAACCUGCAGCGAAAUAAAAUCUCGUAGCACUCAAGCCCCAAGUGGUUCUUACGUCAUUGAUCCCGACGGCGAUGGAGGAUACAGUUCCUUCAGCGUCUACUGUGACAUGAUAGACAACAAUGGAGUUGGUGUGACUAUACUUAGUCACGACAGUGAAGAUAGAACUCUGGUAGAUGGUUUCGAGGAAAAGGGAAGUUAUGUGCGAAAUGUUUAUUACAUCGGGGCAGGAGUGAGCAGUGUCGCGCAAAUGUCUGGCAUUCCGAUGGUCUCUGCAUAUUGCGAGCACUUUAUCAAAUACGAGUGUAAAGGCAGUCUGCUUUUCCGCUCAGCACCAGCAGGCUGGUGGGUAUCACGUGACAGCGUUCAGAUGUUGUAUUGGGGUGGAGCCUCUCCAGAUGAUUUCCAAAAGUGCGCAUGCGGGGCUGCAACCCCAAACACGUGUAGAUACCUCAUAUAGCUGCAACUGUGAUGCAAAUAUUGGCAGUUCCUGGCAUGAGGAUAGUGGGAAACUCACUGACAAAAAUCAUCUUCCUGUGAUACAAUUAAGGUUUGGGGAUACCGAAAGUGGUGAGGCUGGCUAUCAUACGCUUGGGAAACUAAGGUGUUAUGGAAUGGCGUAG